Messenger RNA from Ceratina calcarata, 4475 nucleotides. It is a transcript of the gene SA1, whose product is annotated as stromal antigen. Gene Ontology annotation, molecular function: chromatin binding. Bases 445 to 4272 code for a protein of 1275 amino acids. Gene Ontology annotation, biological process: sister chromatid cohesion. The record is from RefSeq and is a predicted model, not a curated record. Gene Ontology annotation, cellular component: nucleus; chromatin; cohesin complex. NCBI's taxonomy places the organism in Eukaryota, Metazoa, Arthropoda, Insecta, Hymenoptera, Apidae. The transcript has 19 exons.
UACUUAAACAUAUCUGUAGUUGGAAAUAUGUUAUCCGCUUAAUUAUUAAUUUAACAUUAAUCAUUUUGUAAAUACUCAGACACAUAAAUAAAAUGAACCUUCCCAAUCUCAAUCAAUUCGAUCGUUUCCAGUUAUAGCGCCAUCUGUGAUGCACAUAAAUUGAUAUAAACAGAAAAAUGCAGGUGUAUAAUACUGGCGCGCGUUUAUACUUAUUUACUGUAAGAGGAAACUAUUCACAAAAAGGGUUAUUUGAAAGAAUCCGUUAAUACGCUGUUCCAGUUUUAUUGAAAGUAGUUAAUAUAUGAUUAAAUGUAUCGACAAGUGAUAUUAACAUAAGGCACCGUGGUCAAUCCACGCUAUUGUUGUUGGGAACCUUUCUACAGGUUUGAAAUUAAUCAAAGUGUUUGUUUACAAAAUUUAUAGUAAUAGAAGAACAACCACAAAAUGAUGCACAGAAGAGGAGGUAAACGAAUACGUAUGGAUGAUCCUGUGCCUCCGGAAUAUGAUGCACCAAUGACACCAAUGACUCCUAUGAAUGAUAAUUCAGGAGGAGAUGCAAAUGAAUAUCCUAGUUAUACACCAUAUAGUCAAGCACCACAAACACCAAUACAUAAUCCAACCCCAGAACAUUAUUCAUCUGAGAGUUAUAGCUCCCCAAGUGCAUCACAACAAUAUCAAGAACAGGGAAAUUUUGAAAAUCAGUCACAAUUCGAACAACCUAUGACACCAGCAACUCCGACCAAUAUGAGGAUCACAAGAAAUGCACGUGCUAGAUUACGUGGAGGACAAGUGCAACAACCAAAGUAUAAGGAAAUAGAUACAGAUUACAUUCCAUCAACGAAUAGUAGGGGUAGAGGUGGCGGACGUGGACGUGGAAGGCGAACACAUCAUCCGCACAGUUUAGAAGAUGAGGCUAGCCUGUAUUACGUCAUUAGGAACAAUCGUUCCUCGCUAACUACCAUCGUUGAUGAUUGGAUAGAGAAGUACAAAAGUAAUAGAGAAAAUGCUCUUCUUAUGUUAAUGCAGUUUUUUAUUAACGCAAGUGGUUGCAAAGGCCGCAUCACAUCUGAGAUGCAAUCGACGAUGGAACAUGUGGCAAUAAUCCGUAAAAUGACCGAGGAAUUCGACGAAGAAAGCGGAGAGUAUCCAUUGAUAAUGACUGGUCAACAGUGGAAGAAAUUUCGUGCGAAUUUUUGUGAAUUCGUUCAGAUCUUAGUCAGACAAUGUCAAUAUUCAAUAAUUUAUGAUCAAUUCUUAAUGGAUAAUGUUAUCUCGUUGUUAACUGGACUUUCUGAUUCGCAAGUGAGAGCUUUUAGGCACACAGCUACGCUCGCAGCUAUGAAACUUAUGACAGCUUUGGUAGAUGUUGCUUUAACUGUAUCAAUAAAUUUGGAUAACACGCAACGACAGUAUGAAGCUGAAAGACAGAAGGCUAGGGAAAAACGAGCCGCCGAUAGAUUAGAAUCGUUAAUGGCAAAACGAAAAGAACUUGAAGAAAAUAUGGACGAAAUAAGAAAUAUGCUUACAUACAUGUUCAAGUCUGUAUUCGUACAUCGCUAUAGAGAUACGUUGCCAGAAAUACGCGCAAUAUGUAUGGCAGAAAUAGGGGUCUGGAUGAAGAAAUUUCAUCAAAACUUUUUGGACGAUUCUUACUUAAAAUACAUAGGUUGGACGUUACACGAUAAGGUCGGAGAAGUCCGACUGAAAUGUCUUCAAGCAUUGCAACCACUGUACGCAUCGGAAGAAUUGAAGACUAAACUCGAACUUUUUACAAGUAAAUUCAAAGAUAGAAUUGUCGCGAUGACAUUGGACAAGGAAUACGAUGUGGCAGUACAAGCUGUUAAACUGGUUAUCUCGAUUUUGAAGCAUCACAGAGAGAUUCUUACUGACAAAGAUUGCGAGAACGUAUACGAACUCGUUUAUUCGUCUCAUCGUGCUGUCGCGCAAGCUGCCGGUGAAUUCUUAAACGAACGUUUGUUUCGUCCAGACGAUGCGGCCGUGGCAGGUGUAAAGACCAAACGUGGAAAGAAACGUUUACCAAAUACUCCGCUCAUUCGAGAUCUUGUACUAUUUUUCAUUGAAUCGGAGCUUCAUGAACACGGGGCGUAUUUGGUAGAUUCCUUAAUCGAAACGAAUCAGAUGAUGAAAGAUUGGGAAUGUAUGACAGAUUUACUAUUGGAGGAGGCCGGACCUGACGAGGAAGCUUUGGAUAAUCAAAAGGAGACGUCUCUGAUUGAAUUAAUGGUUUGUUGUAUAAAACAAGCUGCCACAGGCGAAGCUCCAGUUGGGCGGGGACCAACUAGAAAGAUCUUGUCAGCGAAAGAAUUGAAACAAGCUCAUGACGAUAAACAACGAUUAACGGAACAUUUUAUACAAACGUUACCAUUGUUGCUUGAUAAAUAUCGAGCUGAUCCUGAGAAACUUGCUAAUUUACUCGCAAUACCUCAAUACUUCGAUUUGGAUAUUUAUACAAAAUCUCGGCAAGAGCAGAACUUGGAUUCGUUGUUAAAUAAAAUUCAUGGGAUCGUAGAGAAAAUGCACGACACCGAAGUUUUGGAUACGGCUGCGAAAACCUUGGAACACAUGUGCAUAGAGGGACAUGCUAUUUUCACCAGGUGUGACGUGGCCCGCUCAACGUUGAUUGAUUCCAUUGUAAAUAAGUAUAAAGAAGCCAUCGAUGAAUACAGGAACUUAAUAGAAGGAGAUGAAGAUCCAGAUGAGGACGAAACUUUCAAUGUUGUGCAAUCCUUGAAAAAAGUGUCAAUAUUUUACACUUGUCACAAUAUGAACCCGUGGGGAAUAUGGGAUUCUUUGUACAAGGAUAUUGAAGACGCUAAAGACCCGUCCAAAUGCUUACCACAUGAGGCAGUCAAGUAUUGCAUAAACGCGUGUUAUUUCGCGAUUUUGUGGGGACAAAAUCACCUUAUGGAAUCCGGAGAUUCUGGGAGUCGAGGAGAAGAUGAAUGUCGUCAAUUAAAAGAACGUUUACAUUCUUUUAUGGGCUCCAUGCGUCAUUUUGUUUGCGGCGAUGUAAAUGGCACGUCAUCUCCGCCGAUACUGAGGGAAGAAGCAUACAAUACAAUAUGUGAUUUGUUAGUAUUGUUUUGCAAUCAACUAACGACACAUUCGAAUCCUCUAAUGUAUCAUUUAGUGUACGAACCCGAUCAAGCGAUGCAAAACAUGCUUAAUCGAUUUAUUCAAGAAUAUGUAUUUUGCGAGGAAGAAGAUGAUGGGCAUGACGAACAUUCGAAAAUUGAAGAACUGCAUAAAAGGCGAAACUUUUUAGCUAGUUAUUGCAAGCUGAUAGUGUACAAUAUGAUACCGACCAAAGCAGCGGCGGACGUAUUCAAGCACUAUGUGAAAUAUUACAAUGAUUACGGUGAUAUUAUUAAAACCACGCUAGGGAAAGCCAGGGAUAUUAACAAAACCAAUUGUGCUUUAACCAUGCAACACAGUUUGAAUAUUUUGUAUAAUGAAAUAUUGGCUGAGAAGGAUAAAAUCAAUAGAAAUAGCGAGGAAUUUACUGCUAUUAAGGAGCUCGCGAAACGAUUCGCUUUAUCAUUCGGUCUAGAUGCAGUGAAAAAUCGCGAAGCGAUCACCGCUUUGCAUCGAGCGGGAGUUCUUUUCGCAAUCACACAACCAGACGGUAUCGAACUAGAUCCUACCGGACCACCACCUAAUUUAUCGUAUCUCGAAGUCUUAUCCGAAUUCACGAACAAACUUCUUAAACAAGAUAAACGAGUUGUAUUAAAUUUCCUCGAUAGAAGAUUACCAGCUGGAAUGCCAUCCUCACGUGGAGAGGAUUGGCAACCUUUACUUCUCUACAGGAACAGCUUGUUACACGGUGAAACGGAUCAAGUUCCAGUAACUAGCAAACGCGCGUAUACAAGGCGCAAGAAAGAUCAUUUAUUUUCGUUAGAAGAAGAAGAAGCUGAUGACCCUGAAGAAGGUUCUGACCAUGAAUUCCCUGGCAAGCACAAGAAGAAACGCGGCACCAGGAAACACCCAUUACCAGUUAAUAAAAUAACGAUAACGCGUGCCCCUAAAGCAGCCGGAUACUAUGAAACCAACGAAACCGCACAGACAUCCCCAACGCCAAUUAUCGAAGACGAAGCGAGUCCUCAAGAUAUAGAUAACAAACUUAAGACAUUGCAAAUUCAAUCGAGGUCACGACGAAGUCAGGAUCAAAUAGAACCAAGAGAAUUAAGAAGAACAUCCCGAAAUUCGGGUCGUUAUGUGGAAGGGCAGUACAUGGAAUCUGAUUCCGAAUAAAGAAGUGUGUAUAGUAGAAGAAUUGAGCCGCGCUCAAGACGAAACUUUUCUGAGGGAAGAUGAUUUGUGAUACAUAUAACAUAUUUAUCGUAUUGAGUAAGUUUUAGACAAUUGAAUAAACUAAAACUUAUUCAAUUGGCUAUGUAAUAUGCAAUACAAAUAAUGAAAGCGCAAUUUCAUUGCUACGUUUCGUUUCAUUAAAU